Phoenix dactylifera (date palm) is the source of this 3126-nucleotide messenger RNA. NCBI's taxonomy places the organism in Eukaryota, Viridiplantae, Streptophyta, Magnoliopsida, Arecales, Arecaceae. The record is from RefSeq and is a predicted model, not a curated record.
AUGCCUGUGUCUCUGGUUUCCAAUGUCGUGUCUCAGCUUACCAACCUUCUCGUACAAGAAGCUGCUUUCUUGCGUGGUGUGAACAAUCAGAUCAAAUGUGUGGAAACAGAACUCCGUCUAUUGCAAGAUUUCCUCAAAGAUGCAGACGCCGGAAGGAAGAGAGGAGAUGAAAGAAUGGAGAGCUGGAUACGUGAGAUAAGAGAGGUGGCAUAUGAAGUGGAAGACAUCAUAGACAGGGUCAAGUUCAUGGCUGAGAGGCAACGUCAGAGAGGCUUCAUGGACACUAUUUCGAGACAGAUCGAUUGGGUGAAAACACAACUCCAGCAGUUGCAAGGUUUCCUCAAAGAUGCAGAUUCAAGAAGGAAGAGAGGAGAUGCAACAAUGGAGAGCUGGAUUACGCAGAUGAGAGGUGUAGCAAAUGAAAUGGAAGACUACCAGAAUGAGCAGAUAAAGAUCAAGAUCGAGAGUAUUUCCGAUAGCACAGUAAGGUAUAACCUUGUCAAUCCAGGUCAAAGUAGCGCAGUGGAUGAAAGUUGGCAAUCACUCAGAGAAUCCUCUCCUCACUCUGAUGAUGAUGACACUGAUGUUGUAGGCUUCGAGAAUGAUAAGAAAAAAUUAGUGAGUCGACUGCUUGAUGAGAAUGAGAAAGCACGACGUGUAAUUUCUAUAGUGGGUAUGGGUGGCCUAGGCAAGACCACCCUUGCAAGAAAAGUAUAUAAUGACCCUGCAAUUAGAGAACAUUUUGAUACCUUCGCUUGGGUUUCAGUUUCUCAGAGCUACCGAGGUAUCGAGCUAGUGAAGGACAUCAUGAAAAAAGUAAUGGGAAUCAAACAGAGGAAAGGAGACUUAGCGCAGCAGAUGGGUGAAGAAGACGUGAGACAGAUGCUCCGUGAUUUCCUAAGAGACAAAAUGUAUUUGGUCGUGAUGGAUGAUGUAUGGAGAGUUGAUGUUUGGAGAGAAAUGCAGCGAGUCUUUCCUGAUGAGAACAGAGGCAGCAGAAUACUGCUUACUACACGUAACAUUGAGGUUGCAAAAGAUGCCGAGCCAUGGAUUCCUCCACAUGAACUGCACCUUUUAGACGACACAGAGAGCUGGAAACUCUUUCGUAGGAAGGCAUUGCCACCAAAUCAAGAUGUCCCAGCUGAGUUGGAGGCAUUGGCCCAGAAGCUUGCAAAGAAGUGUGGUGGACUUCCUCUUGCACUGGUGGUGUUAGGGGGCCUUCUGUCGAGGAAAGAUCCUAGCUACGAUACAUGGUUGAAAGUAGCUCAGAGCAUGAACUGGGUAUCUACUAGAGAUGGGAAGGAAUGCCACAAUAUAUUGGGUUUAAGCUACAGCGACUUGCCAUAUCCGUUAAAACCAUGUUUUCUAUACAUUGCUGCGUUUCCAGAGGACUCCAUUAUCUCUGUUUCCACAUUAGUUAGGUUGUGGGUGGCCGAAGGUUUCAUACUGCAAGAGCAGCGACAGACAAUGGAAGGCACGGCAAGGGAUUGGUUGGAUGAGUUGGUGCAGAGGUGCAUGAUCCAAGUUGUCGAGAGAAGCAUGUCUCGUGGGCUGGUUAAGAGCAUAUGCAUCCAUGAUCUGUUACGCGACUUUGGCCUUGAAGAUGCCAAAAAAGAUGAAUUUCUUCAUGUUUGCAGCAGUGAGGACGUGGGAGUAUCUGAUCGUAUAUCAAGUCAUCGUGCAGCUUUCUACAAUCGUAUAAAUGAUGAGGCUGCUGUUUUCUCACGGCAUCUCCGCACUUUGCUGGGCUUCAGUUUAAGUUUGACUAGUGGGGGAAGAUUUUUGAAUGGGUUAAACUUAGUAAGGGUGUUGGAUCUAGAGGGCACAAGAGAUUUGAAGGAGUUACCAGAACAGAUCGGCAGGAUGAUUCAUCUACGAUACCUGGGAUUGGGAAGGACCGGUUUGAAGAGACUGCCAUCCUCCAUCCGACAUCUCCUGAAUCUGCAGACUUUGGAUGUGAGACAUACACGCAUUUACUGGCUUCCGAAAUCAUUUUGGAAAAUCCGGUCAUUGAGGCAUGUAUAUAUUAAUACAUAUAUGUUUCUAAGCGCACUGAUGAGUGGUGAACGCAAGAACUUGCAGACUCUGGAAAUUGAGGAGUUUGAGUUUCAUAUGGAAGAUAUGGAUAUUGUCCGUUUAUUGGGCAUAAGAUUCAUAAAAAAAUGGGCUACUACACCAGACUUCACCAGGGAGGCGAUUGAUAAAGCAUGUGACACAAUGUUUGCAGAAUCACUUGGAAAAGCGCUCGAGAAAAUGGACAGCCUCGUCUCCUUCACUCUGAGUUUGCCCGGACGUAUAAUCCCUGGGGACGUCCUUUUUGCUCGGGCACCAAAAUUGCACCAGGUCCGUUCAUUGACACUGCAUGGACGGUUGUUACUCAAACAACAGCAGCAGCUCCUAGACAGCAGUCAACUCCCACUAAACCUCACCAAGCUCAAAUUAUCUUAUUCUCUUUUGGAGCAAGACCCAAUGCCGGCACUAGAGAAGCUGUCAAAUCUUAGGUUUCUCCAACUGUUAUUACGUGCAUACGUAGGGAAGAGCAUGUUGUGUUCUACUGGUGGCUUUCCUCGGUUGCGAUACUUAAUAUUAUUUGAUCUCCAAAAUUUAGAGGAAUGGAGAGUGGAGGUUGGGGCAAUGCCCAACCUUACCCACUUAACUAUCAAUUGGUGCCCGAAAUUGAAGAUGCUUCCCAAGGGAUUGCAGCAGGUGACCACACUUCGAGAACUGAAGCUGAUUCAAAUGCCCCGUUACUUCAAUGACAAGGUCAGAAAUGAGGUUCGGCACAUCCCCUCCAUUAUUUUUCAAGAUGAAAUUGAUCAGAGAUAAUAUCAGCAGUGCCUGGUGAUUACUUUAAUUGGCAUUAGCUGAAGUGAUGAUCCAGUCAAUAAGGUUUUCUGCCUUUCUUUAAUAUAUACAAAGCAAUACUUCUAGCUAUUUCUUAUGGAACCAUAGAACUCUUGAUUGUAUUAGUUCUUAUUUUUCAUUUCCACGUCAUAUGUUUCUUUAUAUUUGAUGGAAUUGUUAAUUUUCUGUAAUGUAUUUGAUAAUGCUUUUCACACAUGAACUUCUAUUUCGACUUGCAAAUAUUUGGCGAUGUAUGUUAUAUUCUGAUGCAAUCUUCUUUUC